Varroa destructor (honeybee mite) is the source of this 2617-nucleotide messenger RNA. RefSeq names its product RNA polymerase II elongation factor (gene TfIIS). Gene Ontology annotation, molecular function: nucleic acid binding; zinc ion binding. Gene Ontology annotation, cellular component: nucleus. The record is from RefSeq and is a predicted model, not a curated record. Gene Ontology annotation, biological process: DNA-templated transcription; transcription elongation by RNA polymerase II. Lineage: Eukaryota; Metazoa; Arthropoda; Arachnida; Mesostigmata; Varroidae.
UAUCUGAAGACCAGAAGCCACAGUCAAUAUUUUGACAAUGUGUGUGCGCGCGACACGCUCCGAUAUUCUGCGCGCUGAUCCUCACAUUCGAGCGCAUCACAUAAAAUUCUACACUGAAACGGGACAAGAGUUCGCUGUUGUGCGACAUGGAGAGCUCACUAAACCGAUCUUUAGCCUAAACGGAGACGCUCCGUCUGUAUAUAUGUGAUCCACAGGAUUUAUUUCUCAACUCGCUGGGCCUUAUCGAUAGACUGACUCAGUGACAAAUUCAAAUUGAAGCGCCAUUUGAUUCCGGCGGCGAGCCCAUCGCUUAUGGUGGCGGGCGUAUCCAUGCUUCGGUGUUUGCACUCCGCUAAUCUGCUUACCAGCCAGCUAGCGCUGCGUUAUGGACCGGGCCACACGAAACCAACCACAACACACGAAGCGGUGAAGCCAAUCAGUAAUUAGAUGAAAGGCCGAAAGCAACAAGGAUAACCGCUGAUAUAACAGCAACAUUGAGCGGGUUAAUUUUUACUAAUAUAAACAGCAGUCGGCCGCCCGUCCGCCUUCUCCCAUCUCGGGGUCUCUGCUCUGAUGUAAUAAAAACACAACGGACGUUACUGAGCCCAUAGAAGCAACAAUAGUAUUGGUGAAACGUGGAUUUUUGUGUUUCGUUGUCGACUGUCGUUCCGUGCUGUACCAUUUUCAGCCGGCUAAAUUGUAUGUACACUUUUUGCUUCUCGAUAGUGCUAGUGAUUGGCGUGAUCGCGAUGGGCUGCGAAGAAGAGGUGCUCAAGAUAAGCAAAGGCCUUGAUAAAAUGGUGACUGCCGGUCCUUCGAAGCACCUGGCGCCGUUUCACGAUUUCCUGUUACGGAGCAUUGAGGGCUGUCCGUGCGCCGAUUACGUGAGGGAGGAGUAUUUGGCGCCGGAUAGAAUUGGACUCCGUCGGCUGGCGAAAAAGUUUGCCGGAGAUGAGGAACAAGUUCAAGCGCUGGAUAUGCUCCGGCAGUUGCAGUCGCUCCCCAUUACUCUCGAAAUUCUCACGAAAACACGGAUCGGUAUGGCUGUCAACGCGCUUCGAAAAAGUAGCAAUGACGACGAUGUUAUAUCGCUUGCAAAGACUCUUAUAAAAAACUGGAAAAAGCUACUCGGAAGUACACCAUCAAGGAAUGACGAACCUUCCAGCGGUACCGGCAAUAAUCGAGGCAGUGGGGAUGCAUCGUCUAAGAACAAAAACAAAAACCAGUCACAAGAUGGGCAACAAAAUAAUCAGACUAAGGCACCUCCGAGCGCUCAGAAUCCACCCCGGCAAACGAGUUUUCCUGCUGCUGCUAAUACAACAGACGCAGUUCGUCUCAAAUGUCGAGAACUGCUUUCUGCUGCGCUAAAGGGCUCUGGCCUGCCAGAAGGUUGCGACGAAGUCGAUCCUGAUGACCUGGCUCGUCACAUUGAAAGCUCCUGCUACGAUGAGUUUAAUAACACUGACAUGAAGUAUAAAAAUCGUAUUCGCAGUCGUGUUGCCAAUCUCAAGGAUCCGAAAAACCCUAAUUUAAGGUUGGCUGUUUUGAUCGGGCAGAUUAGUCCCGACCGCCUCGCUAAGAUGUCAGCCGAAGAGAUGGCAUCGGACGAGUUAAAACAGUUACGACAGAAGUUAACCAAAGAGGCCAUUGAUGACCAUCAGAUGGCUGUCACCGGUGGAACGAAGACAGAUUUGCUGAAGUGUGGCAAAUGCAGAAAGUCGAACUGUACAUACAACCAAGUGCAGACACGAAGCGCUGAUGAACCAAUGACCACGUUCGUGUUCUGUAACGAGUGUGGGCAUAGGUGGAAGUUCUGUUGAACGCAGAAGGCACCGUACGACAUAGAAAAAAAUUAAUACAUGGGACACUUCGCGGCGUUAACGAAGGGAUGAGUCCGCUGAACGGUCGUAUCGUACGGUACUGUAUUUGUCUCAUUCACCAGGCAGUAGUUGCUGGAAAGCUAUGGCGGAAGAUUAUAGUAGGAUGAUAUUUUGGUGCGUUUCAGAUCAUACGAUGAAGAUGUGUUGAUUAGUGUUGGCAUGCCAAUACCAGAGCAGCGUGAAAGGGAAAUGUCAUCCUUGAUAUUUUGAAACAUUUACGAGUAGUUGGGCGUUGAUAAGAAGUGGUUUAAAUAGCGUAAAAACUAGGAAUAACCGAGGUAUUUAAUAGCAUGCAGCAAAGAACGUCUACCACGGUAAAAGUUUGCUUUGGCAACAAUUGCUUGGACGGAAAUUGUUGGAAUUAACGCAAGGUAGUACCAGUAGUAGUAGUAGUGACCAUGGCUUACUAUUAUCGCAUUUACAUUCGUUAGCUUUACCACUAUUAACCUUAUGUUCUCUUGGUGUAACAGAAACUUGCCACAGUAGCCUACCAUUAAGAAGUUUCAAUAAGAAAUUGAGCUAUAUUUAGAAAUGUGUUUAUGGCUACAGAGUGUAAUGCUGUAUGUUAACACCAUAAUAGAUCGAAUACUGGUAAAUUAUGGCGCUUACAACAAUUAAUGCAAUAUAGAAAUUUCGACAGAAAGAGCUGUACAGGACGUGAUCGUUUUUCUUUCUAAAAAACGUUCCGUUAUUCGAGCACAGCCAUCGAUGAUGUGCCUUCGUUGUCUGAAAUGAAA